Messenger RNA from Ipomoea triloba (trilobed morning glory), 1605 nucleotides. Its product is annotated as leucine-rich repeat extensin-like protein 3. NCBI's taxonomy places the organism in Eukaryota, Viridiplantae, Streptophyta, Magnoliopsida, Solanales, Convolvulaceae. The coding region runs from base 1 to 1527 and encodes 508 amino acids. Gene Ontology annotation, molecular function: protein binding. The record is from RefSeq and is a predicted model, not a curated record. The transcript has a single exon.
AUGAAGCAAAAUUGUGAUAAUAAACCACUCUUCCUCAUCUCCAUAUUUCUCAUCAUUAUUAUUAUUCUCUUUAAUGUUACUGAGAGCACUGAAACUACAGAGUUUCAGCAGAGAGAGCUGUUGUCCUAUGGUGGUGAUCCUCUAGCCAUCGACCCAACCUUAGAAUUCCCAAAUCCCAGGUUGAAGAACGCUUACAUUGCACUGCAGGCUUGGAAAGAAGCCAUAAUCUCGGAUCCUUAUAGAAUAACAGAGAACUGGGUCGGAUCCGACGUGUGUAAUUACACCGGCGUGUUCUGUUGGUGGGCGCCGGACGACCCGUCGGAGCUCACCGUCGCCGGGAUUGAUAUAAACCACGCCGAUGUCGCCGGAACUCUCCCGCACGAGUUGGGGCUUCUCUACGACAUUUCCCUGUUCCAUAUAAACUCCAACAGGUUCUGCGGUACCCUUCCCCGGAGUUUCUCAAAUUUGAAACUCCUAUUCGAGCUGGAUCUCAGUAAUAACCGGUUCGCCGGAAAGUUCCCUUCCCCGGUUCUUCAGUUGUCCGAUCUAAAAUAUCUCGACCUCCGGUUCAAUGAGUUUGAAGGCGGGAUUCCGGCGGAACUGUUUGAGAUGGAAUUGGAUGCCAUAUUUGUGAACAAUAACAGAUUCUCCUCUGAGCUGCCGGGAAACCUAGGGAACUCCAAAGUGUCGGUUAUUGUCUUGGCUAACAAUCAGUUUCGAGGUUGUCUGCCGCGGAGUUUGGGAAAAAUGUCGGGUACGCUAAACGAAUUGGUUCUGUCGAAUAAUGCUUUUCGGUCGUGUCUGCCGAGUGAGAUUGGGGAGUUGAGGAACUUGAGUGUGUUGGAUGUGAGUAGGAAUAAGAUGGUGGGCGAGUUGCCGGCGGAGAGUAUAGGGAGAAUGAUGGGGUUGAAGGAGUUGAAUUUGGGGCAUAAUAUGUUCUCUGGGGAGGUGUCGGAUAAAAUAUGUUCGCUUGAUAGUUUGUUGAGCUUUGACUAUGAAUAUAACUUUUUUACCAAGGAUGAUUCCACUUGUCUCAAUUUGGCUGCUUUUGAUGACACCAAGAAUUGUUUGAGAGACAGGGAGGACCAACGGUCUGAGUUGGAGUGUAAGAGGGUGUUGUCCCAGGCCACAACUGUUAAUUGUAGCAAUUACAAAUGUGGGUCCCCACCAUAUCACCCCUGCCCAUCACCACCACCGCAACCAGAAUCACCACCUCCACCACCAUCAUCGCCACCAAAAUCACCACCACCUCCACCACCAUCACCGCCACCUCCUCCUCCAUCCCCGCAACCAGAAUCACCACCACCACCACCGUCACCUAGUCACUGCAACUGCAAUGUAACAACAUCACCGCCACCUCCUCCACACAGCAAUUCACCCCCACCCCCACCGCCACCUCCACCAACGGCCUAUACUCCACCUCCACCCCCGCCAUCUCCUCUACCGUGCCAAGAAAAAACGCCUCCACCAACCGAAAACUCGCCGUCUCCAUCGUCACCUUCCUCCAAGUUAACUCCACAAAAUUGAAGUUAAUUACAUUUGAGUUUCAAAUGACACCGUCCACUUGACCACUUAACAUCAUCACUUGUAUCGUCAUUGCAAGCU